UAGCGCAAACCGCAUCUUGCCAAAGAGCCAAAUCAUUAUAAAAUUAUUAUGUCAAUUAUAUUAUUAUACAGAAGGCAGUAUACAAUAGUCGAAAGUUUGGUCGAAAGACUGCCUGUCCUCUGGACGAAUUAAAAAAUAUAUAUUUCAAUUGUCAUUGUCAACUGUCAAGUGUCACGUUAAAUUCAAUAAAUUCUCGCUUUUUGUAUGAUUAUCUAAUCGCCUAAAAUGGGUAUAUUAAAAAAGACCACAGGUCUUACAGGCUUGGCCGUAGCUGCUAACCCGCACCACACGCUAGGAGCAUUGUACGGUAAAAUCCUAAGAACACUACAACGGAUGCCUGAGUCAUCUGUAUACAGGAGAUACACUGAACAAAUUGUUCGCGAGAGAGCUGCUGUUCUGACACAGACAAAAGAUGUGUUCGAAAUUGAACAAAAAAUCAACUGUGGUCAAGCUGAAGAACUUAUUAUCCAAGCUGAAAAUGAACUAAAUCUGGCGCGUAAAAUGUUGAACUGGAAACCCUGGGAGCCUCUCAUGGCGAAGCCUCCCAAAGGACAGUGGGAUUGGCCUCCUGCAAAACAAUAAAUUAUUCUUAUUUAGACACAUAGUGAAUAGAUGUUGCAACUUUUUGUUAUUGCCUGUUUUAUUUUAAUCAAUGCCUUACUAUUUUCUACUAUUAUAGCAUUGUGACACAAUUCUAUUCAAAUCUGACCAGUUAAUAAACAUCUCCUGUUAAC
Messenger RNA from Manduca sexta (tobacco hornworm), 734 nucleotides. It is a transcript of the gene ND-13B, whose product is annotated as NADH dehydrogenase [ubiquinone] 1 alpha subcomplex subunit 5. Lineage: Eukaryota; Metazoa; Arthropoda; Insecta; Lepidoptera; Sphingidae. The coding region runs from base 226 to 582 and encodes 118 amino acids. The transcript is spliced from 3 exons. Gene Ontology annotation, biological process: respiratory electron transport chain. The record is from RefSeq and is a predicted model, not a curated record.